Molecule: messenger RNA, 1116 nt
Organism: Diversispora eburnea
Lineage: Eukaryota; Fungi; Glomeromycota; Glomeromycetes; Diversisporales; Diversisporaceae
Source: the annotation of a GenBank genome assembly
AUGAAUGAGUUACAAAAUAUUAGGGCAGUAAAUCGCCACAGAAAUAUUAUUAAAUUUUACGGAGUCAGUAUCGAUCCUAAAGAAGAGAAAUGUUACCUAGUGUUUAAAUAUGCUGAAGAUAAUUUAAGAAAUUACUUACGAAAUAAAAAUAAUUUCGAAAAUCUUGAUUGGGAAACUAAAGUUAAUAUGGCUCAAGAUAUAGCAUAUGGUUUAUGUUUUAUUCAUAAUGCAAAUAUUGUUCAUCGAGAUUUACAUUCAAAGAAUAUUUUGGUUCAUAAAGGAAAAUUAUUAAUUACAGAUUUAGGCUUAUCUAAAUCAUUAGAUUCCAAUUCUAAUUCCUUAACAGGAGGAAUGCUUGCAUACUCAGAUCCUGAAUAUUUACAAAAUUCGACAAGCUAUAAAAGAAAUAAACCUUCAGAUAUUUAUAGUUUGGGGGUUCUUUUUUGGGAGAUAUCAAGUGGAAGACCUCCAUUCGAUAAAUUUAUCGAUUUUGAAAUAUGUGAAAAAGUUAAAUCUGGUAAAAAGGAAUUACCCAUUAAUGGAACUCCAGAGAAUUAUAUCAAAAUCUAUACAGAAGCAUGGAAAGAUGAUCCAAAACAAAGACCAACUAUAGAAAAUAUUUGUGAUUCUCUUGAAAAUAUUCAAUUCGAAAAAAUAUAUUAUGAUUCAAACGAAAAUGACCAAUUUAUUCAAAAAGUUAAUCCUAAUAAUCAAUUAAAUAAAUUUAAAUCUAUGGAAUCUUACAGUAAAGAUUCAAUUAGUCUAGAAAAUUUAGGAAUCGCAGUUUUAGAAAAUCCUGGAGAACCAUCGACUAUUUCUCUUAAUUCUUACGACCAAGAAUGGCUUAACUAUGGACUUAAUAAAUUUGAAUAUAAUGAUUUUGAAAAUCUUGAAGAUAUUGGUGAAAACGUUCACAAUGCUACACUAAUGAAUGGAACAAAAGUAACUUUAAAAUCGAUCGUUGUUAAUUCUAUGGAAUUAUUUGUUAAUGAGGGAAAAAGAGAAAUUCCAAUUGAAGGAACACCACAAAAUUAUGUUAAGAUCUAUCAAGAUUGUUGGAAUCAAGACCCAGAUCAACGUCCAAACAUUGAGAAAGUUAUAAAAGAUCUUGAGUGA